Staurois parvus is the source of this 292-nucleotide messenger RNA. Lineage: Eukaryota; Metazoa; Chordata; Amphibia; Anura; Ranidae. The record is from the annotation of a GenBank genome assembly.
UCCCCCACAGUCCAGCAGUGGACUGUUCCUGUCUGUGGAACGUGCAUAGAACAUGCUGACAUCAGGAACAGUCCAUUUACAAUACACACUAAACAACAUGUGCAGCUUGCCCUAAGGCUCUGUUCUAUUGGGAGAUGGAUUGGGGACAGUCGGAAGAAAGGGAGGAUCAGGGAAGACAGGAUCAUCCUUUUUACACAGUGUGGAGGAUUAAUCCCUUAGGUCCCACAGUGAGUAUAACAAGCAUGCGUUACUGCAUAUACAGACCUUUACCGUUGUGGGUUUAAUAACACUU